Molecule: messenger RNA, 270 nt
Organism: Ogataea philodendri
Lineage: Eukaryota; Fungi; Ascomycota; Pichiomycetes; Pichiales; Pichiaceae
Exons: 1
Source: RefSeq, a predicted model, not a curated record
ACCGCCAAGGGCUACUUUGCGUUUGCCGCAUGCACCCUGGUCGCCCUGUACGGUCUGUGGUCGAUCUACGCGUUUGGAAUGGCCGACCUCAAGAGUUCGGCUGACCCAAUCGCCGACCAGCGCAAGUUUGUGAAUAACCUCCGGGCAAAGCUCGAGUCCGAAAGAACCUAUCUCGCGGGCUACUCGCCAAAGUACGCCAAGAAGGAGAAAGAGCUGUCGGUUAUGAUCGACGAGCUGGAGGAGAUUGACAAACACAUCAGAGAAUUGUGA